Staurois parvus is the source of this 427-nucleotide messenger RNA. Lineage: Eukaryota; Metazoa; Chordata; Amphibia; Anura; Ranidae. The record is from the annotation of a GenBank genome assembly.
CCGAUUUUUGUGGUUCCUCCCCUUUUCAGUGAUCAGAAAUGUUGGAAAAUCUGUGAAAAACGACCGAUUUUCGACUCCAUGAUUGGUCAAAUCGUACGAUCGUUUUUCCGAAAAGAAUAUACGCAUGAGCCGUGACCUGGAAGGAACAGAAGUGUCGCCUGUUAUAUGGGGUGAACUUUAUGACUUGGCUGGCCGAUUUUGGAAAUCAUUGAUGGCGCCAUCGGAUUACCGAGCGAACGAUGUUUUCGAUUUUCGGAAAAAAAUCAUUCGGAAUUCGAACCAUGUAUGGCCUGCAUAAAACGAGCUGUCCUGCAAAUGUAACAGUUACAGGGGUUGAGACAACCCACUGACAGGGAUACUUACAAUGAUCAGCGUUUAUUUUUGUAAAACCUUUAUCCGAAAAGAAAAAAAAAAAAAAAAAAACUGC